AUAUAUCUAGGUAUGUAGGCUUAUGAAAAGUACCUGGUUAAGGGAAAUGUGGGCUGGAUCUGGAGAAGAGGAAGACUAAAAGAAGUUUGUUACUGCGAGUAACGGGUUUAUUAGUUUAUUUCCAAACCAGAGUAAUUUUUAAAAUCUAGUCAAGUUUUCUGCCCACUACGAAGUCCCUUCAGUUAUUUCACGGAUGUUGGGUAUUAGAAAAUAACACCCAAAUCAUUUCACCAAGGUAAUAUAUCUAAGGACCCAAAGUGUUGGUGAGGUUAGGAGGCGGGGCCCGUCCCAGUAUCAGCUUUCUAAGGCCAUUCCCUCUCGCUCCGUCCCACUGUCACGCCGUGUCCCCAGCAGUUCCUUUGGCCUACGAUGCUCUCCUCAUUUCUAAGUACUGAAAGCCAUCAUUUCGAGGUCCGCCGUUCAACUUCACCUCGGCUCCAUCCUUCUCUUAUGGGACUCACCGUGUUUGAACCAACUAAUUUUUACCUUUAAAUUUAUCUUUAUUGACGCAUGCGCUCUCUUGUUCUAGUUUUCCAACUCUCACGCUAUUACUUAGAAUUCGGCUGCGCUAUUACUUAGAAUUCGGCUGCCCGUAGAAGAGAAAAUACGGGCUUUGCAGCUGGACACUGUUAUAUGCCGGCACGCUCACCGAACGAGCUGGGGCAGGUUCCGCAGAUGCGUCCGCCCCGGCGGCGCGGGGAACCCUGGGCCCUCGCCCGCCUUUCCGCUCCGGGCUGCGCCGGGCAGUCACGUGGCUGGAGGAUCGGGCUGCGCGCGACGUGGAGGCUCGGCGCCAGAUAACCUGUUUUUCCGUAUGGUAAAGACGACACCUGGCUGAUGAGCAGCGUGGUGAGGCCACUGAGUGAGGCAGAGGUGCAGACCUGGGAAACCGAGGACGAUGACAUGGCAGAAGGCGAUUUAGGGUAUGGCCUCGGAAGAAGGCCCGGUGGUAUUUAUGAAGUGCAAAUUUCACAUUUAUUUCCGUCUAGAAAAAGAUCAGAUGAACGGAACUUUAGCCCUCCCCCAUUUCCAAUAAAGGGGGAAGAAAGAAGUGGUGCUGUUUUUCAGCAUUCCAGGCGUGAGAGCUUGCAAGAUACAUACCCUGAAGGGCCCAGAAUUUCCCAUCCCAGACGACAAAGUAGCACCGAUUCUAAUUCAGAAUUGUCAAAUGUAGAAUUAAAGCAACGUCUUGAUGAAACAUUAGAGGAGGUCGAAAUUUUAAAAACUGAACUUGAGGCAUCUCAAAGACAACUUGAAGGUAAAGAGGAAGCACUGAAAAUUCUUCAAAGCAUGGCAAUAUUUGACAAAGCCACAAGUCAUACCCAGGCAGUGCUUCAAAAAACUGUGGAACAAAAGAGAUCCUUGGAGAAGGAAAUAAAUGCCUUGCAGUGGGAAAUAGAAUUUGAUCAUAAUAGAUUUAAAAAUAUAGAGGAAUCUUGGACCCAAAAAUAUGACAGUCAUGGCAGAUCUCGAUGGCGACCAGUUGCUCACGCUAGCUGCCGGCCACUCAUGGUAGCCCACGGCAGCCCACUGCAGCCUACGCCGUCGCUGGCCACUCCAGGUUUGAAUCAACAGUAUUUGGAGGUGCUUGCUAUGCUUGAUAUCAAGCAGCAGAAGAUGGUUCAGGAAAACAUGUGCCAUGAUAAAGGUGGCUUUACAGAGGUUUCAGGUCUUGAGGUAGGAUCACUAUCACAGAAGACUAAGAAGACCUUAGGGCGGAAACUGUUGGAUAUGCUUCCUUCAGAAAACAGCUCGAAGAGGACUGAAGACCAGGCUAAUCCUCAGGAAGUCUUUAAGAUGCUAAUAGAUCUGCUGAAUGAUAAAGAAGAGGCUUUGGCUCAUCAGAGAAAAGUUAGUUACAUGCUUGCUCGGGCAUUGGAAGACAAAGACUCAAAAGAAAAUAAAGAAAAAAAUCCUAUGAAAGACAAGUUUCCAUUAAAAAAUACCUGGCAGAAAACUUCAGAAUUCUCUGCUUUGCGUGAUCCUGUACAUUCAAAUGUUCAAAUUUUUAAUUCUGUGGGCUGCAUUUGUUCCAUCCAGCACCUUCAUACAAUUCAAAACUUCAGAAGAACUCUGAAAAGAUCUCAUUCUUUGCCAUCAACUAUCAUGUUUUGAAGACAAACCAGUUGAAAUUUGAACUGAGAGCUGUUUAUAUCAAGAGACUUUGAAAAAAGAUUGUGUAAAUGUUGCUGCAUCUUCAGAAGUUGUGUUUUCUGGGUAUUUCUAAAUUUUAGGAGGCAGCUUAAAUACUCAAAUGCUUUCUACAAGAAAUUUAUUAGUAUUCUGUUUUGAUGUAUUCUAUUUAUAAAUUAAAUUACUCUAUUUUAUGAAAUUUUCGUUGUUUAUCAACAUCUUAAAAACAAAUAGUGGUUUCUGAUUGGCUCAUGCAACAAUGUAAUGUAAAUUAAGAGCUCUAAGAAAUAACAAUGCCUAGGAGUGAGUGAAUGUCAAUUUUUUGAAAUACAUUUGUUUUGUUUUUGUUUUCAUUUUCCACAUAAAAGUUUAAAAAUAAUUUUAAGUUAACUUCAAUAAAAAGUUAAUUGUGGUGGGACUUUGGCAAAAGUAUAUUCAAAGUCGCAGCUAGUUA
This is a messenger RNA of Hipposideros armiger (great roundleaf bat), 2587 nucleotides long. RefSeq names its product coiled-coil domain containing 125 (gene CCDC125). Gene Ontology annotation, cellular component: cytoplasm. Gene Ontology annotation, biological process: negative regulation of Rho protein signal transduction; negative regulation of cell motility. The record is from RefSeq and is a predicted model, not a curated record. The transcript is spliced from 10 exons. Bases 838 to 2115 code for a protein of 425 amino acids. NCBI's taxonomy places the organism in Eukaryota, Metazoa, Chordata, Mammalia, Chiroptera, Hipposideridae.